UCUAAAUUACUUCCGCCUAGCAGACUGUAGAAGUCUUGUUAUUUUGUUUUUGUUGAAUUUUCAAAUUAGAUUAGAAACUCAGUCAGGACAUAUUUUAUGGUGACAAUUUAUACAAGCUAAUAACCAGAGAAUGACGUCUCGCAAAUGGUUCCAUCCUAAUAUUAGUGGUAAAGAUGCUGAAUUUUUACUACAAGAGCGGGGUGCAGAUGGAAGCUUCCUUGCCAGACCUAGUCGUAGUAAAGAGGGCGAUUUUACACUUUCAGUUCGGCGAAAUGGUGAGGUCACCCACAUUAAGAUACAAAAUACAGGAGAUUUUUAUGAUCUAUAUGGCGGAGAAAAGUUUGCUACACUAUCGGAACUUGUACAGCAUUAUAUGGAAAAUCAGGAACAAUUAAAGGAAAGGAAUGGGGAAAUUAUUGAACUGAAAUAUCCAUUUAAUUCCGAAGACCCUACACCUGAAAGAUGGUUUCAUGGCCAUAUAUCAGGUAAAGAGGCUGAGAGAUGUUUAAUGGAUAAAGGUAAAAAUGGUAGUUAUUUAGUACGAGAAAGUCAGACUAAUCCAGGUGUAUUUGUUUUAUCAGUGAGAGGUGAAGAUCGAGAUCGAGUUACUCAUGUGAAGAUUAGGUGUACGGAUGGGAAAUACGAUGUAGGUGGUGGAGAUAAAUUUUCUAGUUUAUCAGACCUAGUUGAACAUUAUAAAAAAACACCCAUGGUGGAAACCUCAGGAACAGUAGUUUAUCUUAAAAAGCCAUUUAAUGCCACAAGAAUAACAGCCUCUGGUAUAGAUAGUCGGAUUAAAGUUCUACAACUAGAAAAAGAUGCGAAAGAUAACAACAGUAGUAAUAAAGGGGGAUUCUGGGAUGAAUUUAAGUUUUUACAACAACAAGAAGUCAGACAGUAUGAUAGAAAAGAAGGUCAAAGGCCAGAAAAUAAAAUUAAGAAUAGAUAUAAAAAUAUUUUACCUUUUGAUCAUACACGAGUUAUAUUAAAAGAUGGAGAUCCUAAUGUUGUUGCAUCAGAUUACAUCAAUGCUAAUUUUAUCACAUCUGAAGAAGAAACUAAUGAUCGUAAGAAACAGUAUAUAGCUACACAGGGUUGUUUACCGAAUACUAUUGUGGACUUCUGGAGAAUGGUAUGGCAGGAGAAUACAAGUGUUAUUGUCAUGACAACAAAAGAAGUUGAAAGAGGAAAAAAUAAAGCAAUGAAGUACUGGUCUGAAAUGGAUUGUCCGAAAGAGUACCCUUAUUAUAAUGGUAAAAUAACCUGUAAAUUAUUAUCAGAAUUUAAAGAAACGGAAUAUAUUACUAGGGAAAUGGAAAUAACAAAAGAAAAUGCAGAUGGAAAGGUGGAAGGCACCAGAAGAAUAUUUCAGUAUCAUUUUCAAACUUGGCCAGAUUACGGAGUACCACAAGAUCCUGGUAGUGUGUUAAAAUUUCUGUACACUGUCAAUAGUAAACAGGAAUCUAUAGAGAAUGCUGGACCUCUUGUAGUUCAUUGCAGUGCUGGUAUUGGUAGAACAGGAACGUUUAUUGUUAUAGAUAUGAUUUUAAACCAAAUUAAAACACAUGGUUUUGAUACAGAUAUAGAUAUACUGAAAACAAUACAGGCUGUACGAUCACAGAGAUCGGGUAUGGUACAAACAGAAGCCCAGUAUAAAUUUGUAUAUAUGGCAGUUUCACAUUAUAUAGAGACAGAAAAACAAAGACAAGCGGCAGAACAGAUGAGUCAAAUCGCAGGUCGAGAGUACACUAAUAUAAAGUAUGCGCAGGGACUAAACCCAAAUCAAGCCAGACCAAUCCCACCUGGAGUUGUAGCCACCCAGUCACCCCUGUCACGAUCUACCCGACCAGAGAAAGCAGCACCACCGUUACCGGAAGAAAAAUCACAGAUCUAUCAAAAUAUAGGAGCAGUGGAUUCCACGUCUCGUAAAUAACAGAUUUAUACAUGUGAUAUCAGAUUAUACGAGGGACCUUUUCUUUUAAACUGAGUUGUCUUCCCCUUUUGGGAUAUCUACUGAAGACUGAUUAUGGCACACACACAUCUCAAUACUGUCUCUCUUUAUAACAUGGCAGUGAACUAGAAACCAAAAGUUGAACCGUCUUUAAAUAUUGAAACAUAUACCUUUUAUCUGUUUUAGUGUAAAGCUUUAUAAAAUUUACAUUUUGGAUUGACGGUUUUAUCCAAAAUUAGGUGGCAGAGUGGGUGUUUAUCUUCUUUUAGUAUGCCAGACAUAAAUGGGAGAUGACAUAAUUUUAGUAGAAAAAGGCUAUAUGUAAUAUUAUAUAAACCAGUAACAUAUGAUACAUGUUUAUGUCAACCAAUAACAUCUUGGAUUGGAUGCUCGAUUGUUUGUCCAGAAUCUUCCCAAUUGUCAGAAUUGUAAUUGGCUAGUAUGGAAUUUUAUCCUUUCACAGCUCGGUCAAUCCUGACAGCUGAGGUAGAAUUGGUAUGUAAUUAAACACAAUGAAUAUGUUUCAGCUGUCGUGGUUGGAUGAGUAUUCUCUUAUCAGUUGACACAUGGACUGUAGCUUUUCACCCAAUUGUCAAUACACCUAGGAUUAAGAGAAUAUAGUUCUGGAAUAUUCAAUUGAGUAUCACCUCAUUAAUAAAGCAUAAAUUGUGGCCAGUUAAACACUGAAUUUAGAAUUUAAUAUUUCAACUCGGUGUGUGUGUAGAGCAGGGCUUAUACUUCCAAAUUUUGAUUGGUCAUUUUUACGGAUGUUUUAUUUACAUGUGUGACAUUCAAAUCUGAAAACUCUUAUAGAAAUAUGAUUAUUUAUUACAUAUUUAUAAAAUAAAAACCUGUUUCUUUACAGAACAAUUUGAUUGUAUAUUUUGAUUUUUUAAGUAAUUUAAUUGUAUUUUAAUGAUAUGUUAAAUAUAAAUUGUAAAAUAUAAAAAAAUGAAUGACCGGUAUUUUUCUCAUGCUGGCUAAACAUUGACUGGUCAAAAUUGUUGUGUUGAGACCUUGUCAUAGAAGUGUGCGUGGUUAUGUAUUCUUGUUUAUUUAUUGUUGUACUCCCAGAAUCUUGUGAGUAUUUUACUCCAUAAAAUGGUUUAAUCUACAACACUUUAGUAUGUCAAAUCAUUAUUAUUAUAUACUGAAAGCCAUUAAAUGCCAAAUUCAAAGUUUAUUUACUACAACAACUUUUAACAAAUGUACAUAACAAUUGACAAAAUCGAGAUAACAAGCAUCUGUGGAUAAUUUCAUGAAAGAAUUCACUACAAAUGCACAAAACCGAAACGUCAGAGAACCAUGAAACAAAGCAGGGGUCAGCUGAAGUCAAUAUCGGGUAUGUCCACCCUGAGCUCUUACACAUGCUUGAAGUCGCCUUGGCAUGGACUGGCACAGGUGUCUCACUACACGCUGUGGGAUUGUUUGCCAAUGAUUUUGGAGUCCCUCUGCUUGAGUUCGAACCCGUCGUCCAAGUUCAUCCCAAAGGUGUUCGAUCGGGUUGAUGUCGGGAGACAUAGCGGGCCAAUCCAUAACACGGACAUGAUGAUUGUUCAGAAAGUCUCUUGUCAACCUGGCAGUGUGGAGUCGGGCGUUGUCAUGCUGGAAAACCAUCUGUCGACGGAUGCCAUGUGGAGCCAGCAAUGGAAGCAACACCGGACAAAGGAUGGCGUCAACAUAGGGUUAAGAUUGCCUUGGACCACCACCAACUGGAACCGGAAGUUGAUGUUGAUAGUGAUAGCGGCCCAAACCAUGACGCCACCUGGAAUCUGUCGCGCAGAUGCUGUAGUCGGAUGUGGCGAUCUUGAGCAGCAGUUGUUACAGGUGGCGGUCGAUCGGCAGGUUUUCCAGUGGCAUGGAAGCAUUGUCUGAGACGAGCAAUGGUCGAUGGGUGGACAUUAAAGUGUUUGGUGACGGCUACCUGUGUAGCCCCCUGAUCCAGCAUGUUAAUAGCUCUGUUCCUGUUUUCUUGUGUAAGGCAUGGCAAUUUUCCAAAUUGAUGAAUAUUGAAAUUUUGAUCUGUAUUUAAAGGCCAGAGUGCAGGGAAUGCACGUGCAAAACGUGUGACAUGGGACUGCUUAAAAUCGUGAAAAAAAAGAUUAAAAAAAAUGUUUACCAGAAAUAUUUCACGAAUUGGGCAUUGCGUUUUUAAUGGCUUUGAGUAUAGUAUAAUAUUACAUUGUAGGUCAAGAAUUAUAUUUCAUGGCUGUUUUUGUCUUCACAUGCUAUGGCCCCGAGUUCACAAAGCAUUCUCAGACUUAAGUUAAGAAUUUACACAAAUUGUUUGCCUUAUUUUAACUAAAAUAUAGCCCUUUAUAAAACUUGUGUUGUUUCAAUGUAUCAAAUACAUCCAUAAGAAACUAUGUGCAAAGUUUUGUGCUUCUAGAUCAAAGAUAUUUCUCAUAAACAGUGAUUGAAAGUUGAUUAAAUUCUUAACUUAAGUCUGACAAUGCUUUGUGAACUUGGGGCCAGGUCUUUCAGGUUAAAUGCCCAUUAACUACCAUAAAAUGGAAACACAGAGUGGGCCACGGAACUGGAGCCGAUGGGCUCUUUGGCUAGACUGUCCGGAGUUUGAAUCCCUGCAUGGGCAGAGAAAAACUAUUGGAUUUCUCAAGCCGGGUUCCAACUUGUCAGUUGUGGUACUUUUGGAGCUGACAAGGUCAGUUGUUUGGAUAAGAUAAACAAGCGAGUUCCUCACAUGUUUGUAAAAAAUGUACACACAUAUAAAACCCUUGACAAUUGGAGUUGGAUGAAGCCAGUGUGACCAGGAAGUUAGUCUCAAAAUGAAUGAAAUGAAAUGAAAUGCAAUGGAGUUUUAACGUCCUACUGUUUUGCUCCGAACUGGGCUAAUGAAGACGGGCAUACGCCAUACAGUGUGCUAUGAGGGAAAUUUUGCCCGUACACCGGCACUAAGGCCUACUCUUAUCGAAUUCCAACUGUCAAGGGAUCUUUUACGUGCACGCCAAUGUGUACACAGGACCUCGUUUGUUUUUUUUGUCCCAUCUGAACGACUAACAGCUGUCCUUGUCAGGCCCUCCGUCCUACAUCGAUAGUCUAAAAAUGACCACUUUAUUCCAUUCUACUAUCAAUUGGGUGACAUUAUUCCCAUGCAUGUGUGCUAUGGUUCAUUGAAUAAAAUUACUUCUGGAAAAGGAAAUUCUUGACCUUUUUAUGUAUCAUCUCAUCUCAUUGCUUGCCUGCUGUUAAAUAAUAAAACAUUGUAGAAAUAUAUUGUUGAGAUUUACCAUAAAUCUACAUAAUAAUAUUUGUAAAUAUAAUGUAAUAAAAAGAGGAGGAGGAGUGUAACCCUGUGGACAAACUUGUGUCGUCAUUUACUGUUAGCCACCCUUGGUAAUAGUCAAGCUAAAUAAAAUUGUAACAUGCUUAAGAGUGAAUCUUGUGUUUUGAUUGGUCAAUUAGACACUGUCGAUUGGACAAUAACUCCCCUCUGUUUUAGUAAUUUCUGUUAAAAUGCUAAAAUAGCAUGUUACAAUGUUGAUAAACACUUCCUGUUUCGCAUUUAGGGGGUGUUAUUUUCCAAUAGACAUGUCCAGAGACUUUACAUUAGAAACCGCCCCUCUAAAUGCGAAACAGGAAGUGUUUAUCUCCUAAGUAUCUGAUCGUCAUUUGACAGGAAUUUUUAAAUCCCUUGUAAACUACAAUAUUGUGAAAGUUGAAUCUCUAAAACGAAAAAUAUAAGUCCACAAAUGGUUCCGUUCCGUUCAGUAUUUUAUAAAGAUAUGAUUAAAGAUACAUUAUGGGAGAUUAGAUAAAGAGCUGGCAGUUCUCACUAUAAUAGUUAGAAACUAGAUAAUGUAAAGGGAAUUUGCUGAAAAUUUCAGUCAAAUUGAUCCACUCUGAACUUAGAUUUUAGCAAUUGAAUUUUCAGCACAACCUCGAUCAUCAUUACUAAAGUCUGUACGAUAAAAAAACAUAGUCUUGAUUAUCCAUUUCAUGAUCAAACUAUGAAUGGAAGUCGAAUAGGAAAUCGGAACCUAAUCCAAUAAACAUCGCAGCCUAGCGAUGCCGCCAAUAAGUUGAUUAAUGUCUAAUAAAUACAUCGAGAGUUGAUUAUGGUCUGGAUAAGUUAAUUAAUGUCUAAUUAAUAAUUUAGAUAACAUUUCAGGCCUAAAGAAAGACCUGCAAUACACAGAUUUAGCUCUUGCAUAAUGUAUGUUUAAUUAAAACUUUGUCAACAUUUAGCAUCCUCUGUAUACGAUAUAUCAACUGGAUAUGGUAAAAACAAAGCAGUAGCCCCUGUAAUGUUUACCAAAAUGUUUUGAUGGAGGUCUUUUAAAUCCAAACCUUUGGUAUUUUUAUCUUGUUUUCUUGAAUAAGUACACAAUCUGAUUAAAACACAGUUCCUAUUUCGUUUUGUUUUUAUAGUUCAAAAUUUCGUUUACUUGUCUUUACUACACUAGGAUCUGGAAGAGUAGUUAUCAUUGACGUGUUCUGAAUGGUGUGAGGGCUUAGCCAAUGAAACGGUCUGUUACAGCGAGCUUUAGGCGUGUUUUGCAUGGAACUGUGCGUAAUCCACUAGUAACAUCUCAAUGCUGAUUGGUUAAUCAAAUGUCUGACGUCAUGGGGUCAAAAGCCGCUCGUAUGACCUCUUGACGCGACCUAUCAUUGCAACUGGUCAAAUCUUCAUGUAAUGUAGGCCAUCGAAAGUAUAAUAAAACGAAACGUAAUAUAGAUCUAUAUUUUAAUCAGAUUGAUAAGUACAUUAAGCCAUAAAAAAUUAGAUAUUAUCCAAAAAAUGCAAAUGAUGAUAAGCAAAUUUAAGCUUUCAAUUAGAGAUGAUUUUAGGUAACAGUACAAUAUGUUUCUUUACAAGAUUUGAACUUUCUUUUAAAAGAGCCAUAGGCCCAUGGAUUUCUAGCAUUAAUAUAAAAGACCCAGUAAUACUAAGUAAUUUCUUGCUGUAUACCAAUCCAAUCUUAUUAAUGAAGAAUGCCUUAUAUAGUUUUUAGAUAUAGUAUUUUCUGAUUGCAAUUUGUGAAAAUUUAUUUAUUAUGGUCACAGUCAAAGAACAAUUGGUGUAAAGAAAUGUGAUGUAAGAAAGAAAAAAAAACCAAAUACUAUUUAAUCUUUUAUUGGCAUUUAGUAACUGGAUAGAGCAAUGAACUAUAUCACUUACUUAUGAAAAAAAAACCAGCUACUAAUUUAUUUGGCCGACAUUUUGAUGAGUAGUUGCUCAACGAUAGCUUGAUAACUUUGACAGAAUACUCUUUGAAAUGUUGCCCAAAUAAAUUAAUAGCUGCUGUAUAAUUUAAAUAAUAUUUACUAUAUUAUUAUAUUUAUGAAAAACUCCUUGCUUCAGUAUUCAAACUUAAUAGUUUAUCUAUGUAUAAUGAUUUGAUUUUAUAGAUUUUGAACAGAGUAGAUUGUACAGUUAACCCUUUAGCGGACAUCCAUACACUAUUGCUCCCUCUAGUGCCACAAACUGCCUGAGUCACGUUAAUUGCUGUGAAUUAUUAAGGACUCUUUUCUGUUCCUGUGACUCUGGCAAUUUGAGCCUGUCUAUAAAUCUAUAGUUUCGGUCAGAUUCAGAAAUGUGCUACAAAAUUGAUAAAACUUUAAAUUUAUCUUUAAUUUUGCCUGGUACUGAAUGGAUAUAGUAAGAAAUUACUUUUUCUAUAUCUAUUUCAAAAUUUACUCAGAUUUCACCUGCUCAGAAAAUUCAAAAUAUCUUGCAACUUCCAUAAUAUGGUAUUUGAGAAGAAAAAUAACUUUUUUGGACUUUGGGUCCAGUUUUGGUUGUUUCGAAAAUUGAGCUACAACCUCACUGUAAAAAAUAGAGAUCAUGUUUCAAAAAUUGUUGAAGGGAACUGGGUACCAGGUCCUGAAGGGUUAAUAAGAUUAAUAGGUCUCUGUUACAAUUAAUCAAAUAUUUUAUGUACCUAUUGUUGUGUGGAUGUAAGGGUACAUGGACAUAUUAGCACGCAAUGACCUGUAUGCAACUUCUCAAUGAAGAUCAAAGUUGCCACAUUAACUUGAGUAAUGUGUAGAUAAAUAAAGACGAAAAAAUAAAUUAUCUUUGUUUGAGAAGUAUUGUUUAAUGGUCGAGACCGAGACAUUAAGUAAUAUAUUGUAACAACAAGAGGGUCGUAGGCCCGAGUGUUUUUACAAUAUUACGCAAUGUCUUACGCUCGGGACCAUUAAACGUCUUAAAAUACAGACACUGCGCACAUGCUUUUACAGUGAAAUACGUCACACGAGUCCAGUAUUUCACUAGUAUAAAUAAUGUAUGAUUGGCAAGUUGCCAGUACGAUUAUUUGAAAUAAUGGUACACCAACAUCAAAGGGUGACGUCACAUCUGUAUUUUAAUAAUAAUAUUACGGCUACAAGUAUAAAUAAGCUUGUAUUUUAGCUAGGUAGCUGCUGGUCUGUGGUAUCACAGAUUAGGAGAAGUUGAGUCUUGUCAAUCGUAAAUGUCUUGUUUCACUUUGUUUUUGUGAUUACCGGUAAUCUGUAUUUAAAGUUUCACAAUUUUUUGAUAAGAUGUUAUGAAAUUUAUCAAUAGGUGUUCAGAAAGUAAAUUUGUAGCAGAUAAAUCUUGAAGAUAAACAAUCUAGAAAAGUGCUCAGUUGUUAUGAUUAAAAGAACAGGAUCUCUUUGAUUUGGGUAACAAUUGGAAGUUCCAAUUAGGUUAAAUUUUAUGUAUUAAAGUUCAAUACCCUCAGGCAUAGUUAAGUCAUCUGUUUCACCUUGUAAACUUAUUUUUAUUGAAAAAAUAUCACAUUAGUAAUGGCCAAAACUAAUAUAAGACUCAUAUUGCCCACAAUUCAUAAAAAAAAAGAGUGUCAUUAAUAUCUAAGCACAUUAUUGAACCGGUAAUGCGAAUGCCUAUCCAUUCAUUGCUUGGUGAAUGUACUACAUAAUGGGGGCUGUUUUUAUAUUGUCAAAAGAGCUUCCCUUGAAUAUAAACUAAUUGAUAAUUUAGAUAACAUUUCAGGCCUAAAGAACGACUUGUAAUAAGCAGAUUUUGCUCUUGCAUAAUGCAUGUUUAAAUUAUUUGAAGUUUUAAUUUUAUGGCUUGUAAAUUGACUAACAGGUAAGGUCUCUUACUGGUAAAUAUGAGUGAAACAGGAGGUGUCGUGCCCUGAUCUAUAAGGACAAUUUUAUUUUGACCUAAAUGAAAGAGAUGCUGCUUCGAAUCGUGUGUUGGUAGGUUUUUUUAAAUGGCUGUUAAAGUAUGUUAUUAUUUAUAUGAACAUUUAAUAAACGGUAUAUUAAUUGUAUAAAUAUGAUGUAAACUAUUGAAUAAAAUUAAAUUUUAUGUAAAAGGUAUUGUCUGAUAAAGAAUUGUAUAAACAUAA
Patella vulgata (common limpet) is the source of this 9273-nucleotide messenger RNA. RefSeq names its product tyrosine-protein phosphatase non-receptor type 11. Gene Ontology annotation, molecular function: protein tyrosine phosphatase activity. The transcript has 15 exons. Gene Ontology annotation, biological process: protein dephosphorylation. NCBI's taxonomy places the organism in Eukaryota, Metazoa, Mollusca, Gastropoda, Patellidae. The coding region runs from base 131 to 1933 and encodes 600 amino acids. The record is from RefSeq and is a predicted model, not a curated record.